UUUCCCUCAGGAAGAAUGGUAAACGUGGAAAAUCCCAUACGAAAAUACAUUGAACUGGAAAAUCUCGGCAGCGGGGCUUUUGGAGAGGUUUCUAGAGCACUUGACAUUGCCACAGGAGGAGAGGUGGCCAUAAAGAAAAUCAAUCUUCAAGAACUGGUCGGGAAGGAAGCAACUGCUUAUGAACUCAUGGUCAUGAAAAUGAAGAGGAACCCCAGCAUGGUGACCUAUUUAGAGAGUUACUUUCCGGGGAAGCACCUUUGGCUGGUGAUGGGGUACAUGGAUGGAGGCACUCUGAGAGAUAUCAUCAAUGAGACUCAAAUGUCUGAAGGAGAGAUUGCCGUCUUCAGCCGUGAGGUCAAGGAUCCCACCUGUGCUUCCAAGGGCUUGAGCAAGAUUGUCUGGGAAACUGGGGCUCAGAAUGGGAGUGAUUUCAUGGGCCAAGCUUGGUUUCUGUGUUGCUGGUAUGCUAUGGGCAAGCAAGAGCCUUUCAAGUGAACUGCCUGCCAGUGUC
Cyanistes caeruleus (blue tit) is the source of this 511-nucleotide messenger RNA. The record is from RefSeq and is a predicted model, not a curated record. NCBI's taxonomy places the organism in Eukaryota, Metazoa, Chordata, Aves, Passeriformes, Paridae.